This is a messenger RNA of Amaranthus tricolor (Joseph's coat), 2897 nucleotides long. RefSeq names its product transcription factor TCP2. Gene Ontology annotation, cellular component: nucleus. Lineage: Eukaryota; Viridiplantae; Streptophyta; Magnoliopsida; Caryophyllales; Amaranthaceae. The record is from RefSeq and is a predicted model, not a curated record. Gene Ontology annotation, biological process: regulation of secondary shoot formation. The transcript is spliced from 3 exons. The coding region runs from base 935 to 2479 and encodes 514 amino acids. Gene Ontology annotation, molecular function: DNA-binding transcription factor activity; sequence-specific DNA binding.
UAUGAAACAAAAAGAACGACAACCAAAAGGGUAAAGUAGGAAAGAAAAAAAAAAUAUUUAAGGGUAAGAAACGGCGGAGUGUCUACCCUUUCCCGAUAAGAACGGUGGUUCCUCAUUUGGGGAUACCCUUUUAUUCAUUUUUCAUUUCUCUCCCUUCUUUCUAAUUUCAUCAUAAACCUCCAUAAUAAAUCUCUUCACUAUUUAUCCGCCAACUUUUAUUUUUAUUUUUAUUUAUUUAAUUUUCUCAUUCAAAUUUCAAACCCUAAUUUCUCGUCUUUCCUCUAAUUUCAACAGAAUUAACUAAUUUCAUCUCAUAUUAUUGUUUUUUUCAAAAUAAAUUCCAUCUCCGCGCGGAUAUUUAGAAUUCAUUAGUUAAACGUAUCUUUUUCUUUUCGAAACUUUUCAUAAUUCCAUUAAUUUUGGAGCUUAAUAAGGUAAUCGAUAAUGGAGUAUGGUAUUUGUUGAGCUGGUGAAGCAGCAGGAGUUGCAGAUCCAAGAAUCUCAUGUUUACACAGGGAAGAAUUGGAUGGUUAAUUAAUGGUGGUAAUGAAAUCAUACAGUGUUUGCUUUUGCUUAAAAAUGCAGAGAGGAAGAACAGAAAAGAAAAGGCUUUAAGCGGACAAGAGGUUUUUGUGCAACAGUAUUUCAGCAGCAGUACUUACUGAAUUCUGAAGCGUGAAAUUAAACUUUAUCAAACCCAUUUUUUCUCUCUCUCAUUGACCCUUGUUACAGAAAAGUCACUGUAAACUCUGAUACAUCAUCAUCAAUGCAAAGGACAUUAUAACACCCUCACCAUCUCAAAAAUCAAAUAGAAAAAAAUAAGAUUUUUUUUUUCUUUUUUUUUUCGAUUAUUUUUUCUCUACUUUAUUCAUCAAAUUUCUGACAAAAAAAGAAACUGAAUACCCAUUUGUGGUUAUUAUGAAAGUGGGAUGGUAUGGAGGUGGAUGAGAUUCAAACCCCUCAACAAGCUUGUAAGUAUAGUAGGGUUAGUUCAAACGGCAGAAUAGAUUCUUCCAAGAUAGCUUCUGGUGGGUCCAACAAUGGUGAAGAUAAUGAUGUAAACCCAACUGAGCUCAGGCGAGCUAUAGUACCCGCAACCACUACGGGAAACGGAAGUGGUGGAGGGAUUGCAGGAGGGGAAAUGAUUGUUGGGAAUAGUACCCGAUUUGGAAGACAGUGGCAACAUUCAUCAAGGAUUAUUAGGGUUUCGAGAGCUUCCGGUGGUAAAGACCGGCAUAGUAAGGUAUUGACAGCAAAAGGGCCGAGAGAUCGGAGGGUCCGGCUCUCGGUCACAACCGCUAUCCAGUUUUAUGAUUUGCAAGACAGGUUGGGUUAUGACCAGCCUAGUAAGGCAGUAGAUUGGCUUAUUAAAGCAGCUGCUGAUGCUAUCAAUGAGCUGCCUUCUUUGGAUAAUGCUGGUUUUCCGCCUGAAAUGGGGCAAUUGAGUGAUGAUCGGAGAAAUGGGGUUGGUUUGAAUGUUAAGGAUCAAUGGGCGGAUAAUAAAGAAGGAGUUGAAGGGAAUACUAAUUUGAAUCAACAAAACCAACAAAUGGGUUCAAAAUCAGGUUGUAGUAGUAAUAAUUCUGAAAACAGUAAAGGAUCUGGAUCUGGGUUAUCUCUUUCUCAAAAGGAGAAUAGAAAUAAGGCUAGAGAAAGAGCAAGGGAAAGAACAGCCAAGGAAAAAGAUAAUGUUGGCUGUUCUAAUCAUAGUCAUCAACAGAAUGUGAGUUCUAUGCCACAAACUUCAUCUUUUACUCAGCUUUUAACAGCAGGAAUGAAUAAUCUGAAUGAGAGUAGUAAUGCAGCUGCUAGUUCUAGUCCUUCAACUCAUCACGGGAAUGUUGAAAUGGGUUUAUUUCAUAAACAUUCAAGAGGAGGAAACAGUGCUACAAAUCAAUGGUUAACAUCAGGUCCAAGUAGUUCUUCAAUGGGGGAUUAUUUUGGUACAGGACUUAUAGGCUUAUUCUCUUCUUCUAGAGCUGCAGGACAGAUGCAGCUUGGAAACACAUCUUCAUCACUUCCCCAAGUGAUGACUAUUACCUCUUAUGGAGGUUCGGAUAAUCAUAAUCAUAAUCAUGCCCAUCAUGAACAACUUCAGCAUUUCCCCUUUGUAUCAGAUCAACAACUGAUACAAGUAGCAAACAACACAGGAUCAGGAGCAAGUGGAAGUGGAACUGAGUAUAAUUUAAACUUUAGUAUUUCAUCAACUUCCACUAAUACUCCCAGUUUAACGUCUGGGUUCAAUAAUAGGGGGACCCUUCAGUCCAAUUCUCCGUCAUUGUUGCCUUACCUUCAAAGGUUUUCUGCUGCAGACGGAUCAAGCUUGCCUUUCUUCCUUGGUAGUGCAGCAGUUUCUUCUGCUUCACCUUCUAUUGAAAACCAUCACCAUCCCCAACAACACUUUCAUCCUCCUGGGUUGCAGCUCUGUUAUGAUGAUGGAAGCCGCCAAUCUGAUCAAAAGGGGAAAGGAAAGAACUGAGUUUUUCUCCAAUCAUCUUCCAUAUUUCUGCUCUCCAAUUCACUUUGUAAAACAUUGAUGGAGCAACGUAAAUAGAAGUCAUGAGUCCCUCAAUUCUCAAGUGAAAGCAUUUUAAGUUCUCCUUCACUCUACUCUACUCUUGUGAAUUUAUCAAUGCCUUUGAUUUUCUUUUGGUUUUUUUUUUCAAGUCAAUGAAUUUUAUUCCCAUUGUUGAACUUUUAAGUUGAAUUUGUUGAUCUAGUGUGCUUUUUUGUGAUUUCUUUUAUCAUCAAAUCUCCAUAUUAUUUGCAAUUUCUUUUGUUUCUAUCACCUACAAGUUCAUCUUCCAACUGUUAUAAAUUGGUACUUGACUUUUGUUAGCAGGAGCGACCAUUGUUACUUGACUUAUGUUAGCAGGAGCGACCAUUGUUACUUGACU